GCUAAUGGGCGGAGCCAAGAGGAAAACAAGGAAGUGAAAGCUCGGCCAUCAGAGUUUCAAUGAAUUUAAGUCCCGUUAAGCUCUUGCCGUUUGGACAUCGGUUUGUUUUAUAAUUCAGUACAUAAAGAGGGGCAGAACAGACGGAACUGGCAAUGGAGAAUGUACGAAAGCGUCGAGGCAGCGACCCACACAGUACUGCUGGUGUUUGCAAAGAAAAUGCCCCAAAGAAGGAAAGGCGACCUUUUCACUUUGACCUUUGGCUCUGUCUGACUCUACAGAACUGGGUUCUUGACUUUGGAAGACCCAUCGCAAUGAUUGUCCUUCCUCUGGAGUGGUUUCCUCUCAACAAGCCAAGUGUUGGAGAUUAUUUCCACAUGAUCUACAAUGUCGUUGCACCGUUCCUGCUGCUCAAGCUGAUGGAGCGCGCUCCCAGGCCCGUUCCCCACACAGCCGUCCACCUCUGCAUCAUCACGUUUGUCAUGGGGGCCAGCAUCCACCUGGUGGGAGACUCCAUCAACCACCGGCUCAUCCUGAGCGGCUACCAGCUGCACCUGUCAGUCAGAGAAAACCCAAUCAUCAAAGACCUCAAACCGGCUUCACUGAUCGAUUCAUUUGAGCUGCUGUAUUUUUACGACGAGCACCUGGGACACUUAAUGUGGUAUAUUCCAUUCUUCAUCAUUGUGCUGAUCUACUUCAGGGCCUGCUUCUCAGACUCUGACCAUCAGGAGAAAAUGCCUCUCUCUGGUUGGCUGUUACUGGGACCCAGCUCUCUCUACUAUUGGUACUUGGCCACCGAGGCUCAGAUAACUGGACUGUUCCUCCUUGCUUUCCUCGCCAUGUUCACAGAAGGAAGCGCAGCAGCUUUAGAAAUGGCUAAAUUCUUCACACCAGCUCAAAUUAGCGAGUUCAAAGAAUGCUUCGCCUUGUACGACAAAAAGCAGAAGAGUAAAAUCGAGUCCAAAGACCUGAUAACAGUUAUGCGCUGCCUGGGAACAAGCCCCACGCUUGGUGAAAUAGAAAGGCAUCUUCAAGUCCACAAAAUCGGAAAGACAGGCGAGGUAGACUUCUCUACCUUCCUGAUCAUGAUGCACAGGCAGAUGCAGCAGGAAGACCCGAAGAAUGAAAUCCUGGAGGCCUUUAGGAUGACGGACAAGCAGAAGAAAGGACAGAUCCAGGCAGCCGAGCUGCGGGCCAAGUUGACCACCUUAGGAGAGAAACUCACAAACAAAGAAGUGGAUGACCUCUUCAAAGAAGCAAACAUCAAGUCAAACGGCGUCAUUAACUAUGAAGCGUUUACUCAAAUGGUGACACUGCCACCAGUCGAUUAUUGAUGAUUUCAGGUAAAAAAAAAAAAGUCAAUCGUCAAAUGAAAGUUGUUUAAAUUGAACUGGAGACACAACAAUCUUGAUUUUUUUUUCAACUUUGUGGAAAUAAAACUCUUCGGUGCUUCAGACGGAGGCCCUUGAUCAAAUCAAAAGAUAUCAUCAUUUACCUUAACACUUGAGUACUUUCUUCAGGAAUUAGCACUGCAUGCAGUAGUAUACAUCAUGAUAUUAUCAUGCUAAUCUAAAUUAACAUGCUUACAUUUUGUUUUUAAAUCUGCAUUUAAAAAAAACUAACUUUUAACGUUCCUUUGGAGUUGGACAUUUGUAAACGUACCAUUAGGUUUGUAAUUUGAAAAUAACUAAAUUUUUCUUAAUAUGCUUUCAACACAUUUGUGUUCAUAACUUGUAUUUAUUUAGCUAAACUCAGACUGUGCAGAAAAAUAUGUAAUAAAACAACAUUAAUACAUAAAGACAAGUUCUCAGAAUGUGCUCAUUUGUAGAUUCACUCAACAGAUUUGUUUCAGAUCAGAAAAAAGGGAUUAAUAACACUGUACAAGUAGUAUAGAUUUGAAAAAAAAAAGAUCUACUUUUAUUUUUUAAAAUUGAUCAAAAUCACUUUUAUAUUUGGAGUUACAUCAGUCAAACUAUUCUUCUACAUGUCCAUCUUCUUGUUACUUGUAUUUAGUGCCAGCAUUCACAAAUAAAUGCACUUUUUGGUGGUAUUAGUGUUUUUUCUUCAUAAAU
This is a messenger RNA of Poecilia reticulata (guppy), 2069 nucleotides long. NCBI's taxonomy places the organism in Eukaryota, Metazoa, Chordata, Actinopteri, Cyprinodontiformes, Poeciliidae. The record is from RefSeq and is a predicted model, not a curated record.